Molecule: messenger RNA, 3760 nt
Organism: Homo sapiens (human)
Lineage: Eukaryota; Metazoa; Chordata; Mammalia; Primates; Hominidae
Gene: ZC3HC1
Product: zinc finger C3HC-type containing 1
Exons: 8
Coding region: 2378-3382 (334 amino acids)
Cellular component (GO): nucleus; nuclear envelope
Molecular function (GO): zinc ion binding
Source: RefSeq, a predicted model, not a curated record
UUUUUUUUUUUUUUUUUUUGAGAUGGAGUCUUACUCUGCCACCCAGGCUGGAGUGCACUGGUGUGAUCUUGGCUUACUGCAACCUCUGCCUCCCGGGUUCAAGCGAUUCUCCUGCCUCAGCCUCCCAAGUACCUGGGAUUACAGGCUCCCACCACCAUUCCUGGCUAGUUUUUGUAUUUUUAGUUUCACCAUGUUGGCCAGGCUGGUCUCAAACUCCUGAAAUCAGGUGAUCCACCCACCUCAGCCUCCCAAAGUGCUGGGAUUACAGGCGUGAGCCACUGCACCUGGCCCAGUUGAUGUCUUAUAAAGGAAAGUGCAGCAAAUGAGAUCCAAAGUACAAGUCAUCAUAAUUAGUAAUUGCCACUUGUUUUCCACUGAAAAUGGCAAAUUCUUCUCUGGGCUGUCAUUUUGUCUCCUAUAGACCAUAGAGGUUGUGAAGCUGAGGAUACUCUACUCCAACAUGGCCAACAUGGUACUGAUGGGUAGCUCUGUGAAAGGAGCAGAGACUGAAGGCGGAAGAAAUGUGGUACCACACCACGUCUUCUGCUUUUCACUACUUUAUUCCCUGUGUGCAAGGACAGAAAGACUUACAUGGUAAUUUUUUACAGUGAUUCUUAAAAAUUUUUAAAUUACAGACUUACAGAAAGGUUGCAGAGAUUACAAAGAACCUUUUUUCCCUGAGCUAUUUGAAAGUAAGCCACCAAAGUGAUGUCUUACUACUCCCAAAUAUUUCCUACAAACAAGGACUUUGUCCUACAUAACCAGAAUGCAACCAUCAAAAUCAGAAAAUUGACAUUGAUAAAUUACUACCCUCCAAUCCUCAGACCCCAGUUUUUCCAUCAGUUAUACUAAUAACAUUCUUUAUAGUUGAAGUAUCCAGUUGAGAAUCACACAGUACAUUUAGUUGUCAUGUUGCUUUAUUCUCCUUUAAUCUGGAACAUUUCCUCAGUUUUUUCUUGAAUUUCAUGAUCUUGAUACUUUUGAAGAUUACAGAACAGUUAUGUUGUAGAGUGUAUGUCAAUGACAUUUGUUUGAUGUUUCUUUGUGAUUAGAUUCAGGUUAUGCAGGAGUGUCGUGAAGCAAUGCUGCAUUCUCAUUGCAUCCUGUCAGGUGACACGUGAUUUCUAUUUAUCCCUUUAUGGUGAUGAUCACUUUGAUCACUUGAUUAAGGGAGUAUCUGGCAUUUCUAUUGUAAAAUAACUCUUUCCUCCUUUGUAAAUAAAAAGUACUUUGUGGGGAAGUUCUUUGAAACUUUGUAAAUAUCCCAGUCCUUAUCAAACUUUAUGUAAUUGAUUUAUUUGUAGUAACAUGGACUCAAUAUUUUCUUUGUUAUUCAAUGGGUUAUAAUUCAUUACUAUCAUUAUAUAUUUUGAUACUCCAGUUGUUCCUUAUUUAGUCAGUGACAUCCCCCUCAGGUUGGCUUCUGUGGCCUUUUGACAUGUCCCAUAACCCAUGACCUCUUUAUUGCUUUCAGGAACAAGUUGUUCUCGGCUUAUCUUGUAUUUUUCUUGCCCCAUCCCUGGAAUCAGCCAAUUUUACAAGGAUCCUUGGCUGUUUUUCAGUGGAGAAUGUUAUUUAAAAGCUAAGAUCUGAACUGGGCAUGGUGGCACACCUGUAAUCCCAGCACUUUGGGAGGCCCAGGUGGGAGAAUUGCCUGAGCCCAGGAGAGACCAGCCUGGGCAACAUAGCAAGAUCCUGUCUCUAUAUAAAUGCAUGAAUGAAUGCCAAGAUCUGGGUGCAGGGAGAACUCAUAGCUAGUGGGAUGCCACUGUUCUCAGGCCCUCUCAGAGGAAAAAGCUAGAAAAUAUAUAUGUUUAUGUACACACACACAGACACACACAUUCACAUGUAUACACACAUCUAAAUUUACAUCCAUUUCUCUCUAUAUUUUAAAAAACGAUGAGUUCCUGCUGACAUCUCCAGUUGCAAUUGUACAUCACAGGAUUCAUUCUAGUUUUCUCCUUUUCCCUAUUUUUCCCUCCCAUAUUCAACACUGUGAAACAUAAUUUGUUAUCCUUAAUAUAUUUACUACUUUGAUCAAUCCCCUAUAUGUGCUUAAUCUCCCAUUUCUGCCAUGCUGCCAUCCUUUCUUGCAUGAAUCUCUCGUCACCCCAUUUAGGUCCUAGCACUCCACACUUGGCUGCCCGCAAGUGAAUGCCUGUUACAUACCACUUUGGUUCUGACACCCUGGGCUGAGCUGCCUCUUCGCAGCCUCCUGGCUCUGACAUCUUCCUUGUUCACCGCCUAAUGGCUUUAAGACUGAAUUGCUCAGGAAAGGGAAGAUAAGCAACGAUGUGCUGAGCUGAAGAAAGCCUUGUGUACUGCCCAUGAGAAGUUCUGUUUCUGGCCAGACAGCCCAUCCCCAGACCGAUUUGGGAUGUUGCCCCUGGAUGAGCCUGCUAUUCUUGUUAGUGAAUUCCUAGAUCGUUUUCAAAGCCUUUGUCACUUGGACCUCCAGCUUCCUUCCCUAAGGCCGGAGGACUUGAAAACUAUGUGCUUGACAGAAGACAAGAUCAGUCUUCUCCUACACUUGCUUGAAGAUGAACUUGAUCACCGAACUGAUGAGAGAAAAACUACAAUCAAAUUAGGCUCAGACAUCCAAGUCCACGUCACUGCCUGUAUUCUCUCUGUGUGUGGCUGGGCGUGUAGUUCCUCUUUGGAAUCCAUGCAGCUCUCCCUGAUAACAUGUUCGCAAUGUAUGAGGAAGGUGGGGCUCUGGGGCUUCCAGCAGAUUGAAUCGUCCAUGACUGACCUGGAUGCAUCCUUUGGCCUGACCAGCUCCCCAAUCCCAGGCCUUGAGGGGCGACCAGAGCGCUUACCUCUGGUGCCUGAAUCUCCUCGGAGGAUGAUGACCCGGAGCCAGGAUGCCACUUUCUCCCCAGGCUCAGAGCAGGCUGAAAAGAGCCCUGGUCCCAUUGUCUCUCGAACUCGGAGCUGGGACUCUUCCAGUCCUGUUGACCGUCCUGAGCCAGAGGCUGCUAGCCCCACCACCAGAACUCGCCCAGUGACCCGAAGCAUGGGAACAGGAGACACCCCUGGCCUGGAGGUACCAUCUAGCCCUCUGCGGAAAGCCAAGCGAGCUCGCCUCUGCUCCUCCAGCAGUUCGGACACAUCUUCCCGAAGCUUCUUUGAUCCCACCUCUCAGCAUAGAGACUGGUGCCCUUGGGUGAAUAUCACACUUGGCAAAGAAAGCAGGGAGAAUGGUGGAACUGAACCAGAUGCCAGCGCCCCAGCAGAGCCAGGCUGGAAAGCAGUGCUGACCAUCCUCUUGGCGCACAAACAGUCUAGCCAGCCAGCUGAAACGGACUCCAUGAGUCUCUCUGAGAAAUCAAGGAAAGUAUUCCGAAUAUUUCGGCAGUGGGAAUCUCUGUGCUCAUGCUGAAGAUACUCCAGCGCCUUCCUGGAGAUAGCUGGAAUGAGAGUGACUUUUUGAAAAAUUAAGGCUGAGUUCCUUUCGGUCAGCUGACACUAAGUUUUUCCUGUUCUGGGUUAAUCAUAAGGAGCCCCCUGCCAUAGCAAAGGCAGUGAGUGUCAACUAUCUGCAUCUGGCUGAGAGAGACCCGUUUCCUUUCAGGGAUGUGGACAGGGUAAGGGCAGCAAGCAUGGUUCUGUUAAAGGAGUGUGGGAUUAACAGACUAGAAGGAAGACUAAGGACCUGACCACCCAUUUCAGCAUCUUCAAUGUGGAGCAGUGUUCUGAGGACUCUUCUAUCCUAGGACUAUGACAGUGUGUAUUAAUAAAAUAUUUGCUAAGAUUCUCA